Messenger RNA from Symbiodinium sp. CCMP2592, 2319 nucleotides. The record is from the annotation of a GenBank genome assembly. Lineage: Eukaryota; Dinophyceae; Suessiales; Symbiodiniaceae.
AUGGCACUCGAUGCUGCAGCCGCUGUGGUUUCGCUGAGGAGUUUGCUUUCCCAAUGCGGCUUGGACGUACCAUCAGAUCUGUCGAAGGUGCACAAGGUGCUACGCCGGCUCAUGCAGCAAGGCAAAAUCCGUGCUCGAGAAGGACGGCGAUGGGAGUGGGCAGCAGACGAUGCAGAGUUGCCCACAGUGCAGCAACUUCUCCAGCAAGAGCUUGGACGUUGUCCGGUCAGCAAUAGUGCUCUUCCAUUGCAGGCAUUCACAGCCAAAACCGAUGAUGGACGCGAGACAGCCGUGAAAUCCCGGAGCACCAAAGGCAUGGAGGCCUCUGAGCGUCCGGACAGGGGCACUUUGAAGCGCAAGCGAGCGCCGGCCUCGGGAUACCUUCUGUUCGUGAACGAGCACUUCGCCAAAGUUCGGAGAGAGCAAGGUGGGCAAAACAGCCCUGGUGGCGUAGUCCCGUCAAACUUCAGCGAGAUUGCCAAGGAUGCCGCAGCUCGGUGGCGGGCACUGCCACGGCACGAGCAAGCAGAGUACUGCAGCCGCGCGGCCGCGGCUCGGGCGGCUUCGGAAAGGGCCGAAGAGUCGCCAGGCAGGGGUCCUGCUCCGAAGCCUACAGGCAGACAUGCCAGUGCCAACGCGCCGAUGUUGUCGGUGAAGCGGAAAUGGUUGGAGCACCAGCUUCUGCGGGCAGAUGAAAAGUUGAAGCAGCAAUGGGAAGCACUAUCGGCGGACGAGGUCACUUCUCAACUGUUGGCUUGGAGAGUUCGUCCACUCUCAGGCACCGAUGAGUUCAAGCAACGUCUCGGCUCUACUUUGGACGAGCUCAUCUGCAAGCGAAUGGCAGACCUACCAUUCGCAGGCGACGUGGAGUCGAGAUCGUUGCUUGCCGAGCUCGGGUUUGCCAAAGCCCAUUUGCCGCAUCCCGCGGCCAUUUUUCUGGAGUGGGAGGCGCCAGCAUGUUGCACAGAACAGACGGAAGAAGCCGCAAUCCAGGGCCUCAGAAGGUUUCGGAGCAUGCCACCGGUUCAGACAGCAGCCUGGUGGUCCGUGGUAGCCUCUCGUGCUCGCCGACAGCAGGAAGCUCUCAGAAAUGUCCUCUGCAACGACGUCGGCCUUGUGGAAGCAGUGCACUUCAAGGAAGCCGACUUUGAGCGCUCCGGCUUCGAUGCUUUUCGAGAUGCGCAAGUCAAGCGGGGGACGGAGCCCCUCACGUUGCCAGGCCUGCAGAUUGUGGAUCCACUUUGGGAGCUCGUCCAGGAGGAAGAGUUCUUGAGCUUGGAGCAGGCCCGUGCCUGGUCCCAAAAGCGCUACAGCCAUCCUCGUGACAAGGACUCUCCUGCGCAGCUUCAGCUGCGCCAAGCUCUCCGGGAGUACAACACCCGGUAUGCGUUUGACCCGGAGCAAGGGCAGAAGGGUGGAGUCGGGAACAUUGACGAGGAGAUCGAGAGAUACCGGAAGUAUGCUGAUAUGUUACGAACGCAAAUCGUGGAUUCGGUCACGUUCAUGCACCAAGACAUAGUGCAGGGCUGCAAGGUCUUGGUAGAGGGUGCCAAUGCAGCCCUGCUCGAUAUCGACUUUGGCACUUACCCGUUCGUCACAUCAUCCAACACAACGGUUGGAAGCGUGUGCACAGGACUGGGGGUGCCGCCAAAAGCGGUGGAUACGGUCAUUGGAGUGGUUAAGGCCUACACAACUCGAGUUGGGCACGGACCUUUCCCAACAGAGUUACAGAACGAGAUGCAGUCUCUGGAGGACUACACUGAAACCUACAUUGGCCCAGAUGCCAGGUACGAACGCAAGGGCCAUGCAGGUGGCCCCUUCGACCUGAAGUCUGGCCAGCCGGUGAAGGUUGGCAUGAUGCUACAGGAGGUGGGCGCAGAAUACGGGACCACCACCGGCCGAAGGCGGAGGUGCGGUUGGCUGGAUUUGGCUUUAGUCAAGUAUUCGGCCAUGGUUAACGGCUUUGACAGUCUCAACAUUACCAAGCUGGAUGUUCUCACUGGUCUCAAGCAGAUUCGGGUUGCUAUCGCCUACAGGAACAGACGCAUGACUGAAGUACGCCUGCCAUCCGGAUACUUUCCUUCACACUUGGAUGAUCUCAAGGAAGUCGUCUGUGAGUACGAAACUCUCCAGGGCUGGUCGGAAGAUAUUUCCAAGUGCACCAGAUGGGAGGAUCUUCCAGAGAACGCCAAAAAGUAUGUCCUCAGGAUCCAAGAACUGUUGGGCAUUCCGGUUUCCUGGGUUGGAGUCGGCCCGGAUCGAUCCAGCAUGUUGAAGCUUCCAAUGAAGAAGCGCAUUAUGCUGCCCGUGCUGCCGUGA